Molecule: messenger RNA, 1038 nt
Organism: Penicillium nucicola
Lineage: Eukaryota; Fungi; Ascomycota; Eurotiomycetes; Eurotiales; Aspergillaceae
Product: zinc-binding alcohol dehydrogenase family protein
Exons: 2
Coding region: 1-1038 (345 amino acids)
Molecular function (GO): oxidoreductase activity, acting on NAD(P)H
Source: RefSeq, a predicted model, not a curated record
AUGAAAGAAGCCAUCAUCGACAAGACCGUCACGGUCACAAUUCGCGAUGUGGAGAUCCCAACUCCUCAGCCAGGCCAAGUCCUCAUUAAAGUCGUGGUAUCCGGUACAAACCCAAAAGAUUGGAAAUUACCCAAAUGGCAACCCGACAAUGUCAUGAACCAAGGCGACGACAUCGCAGGCUACGUCGAGGCAGUCGGCGAGGGAGUCCAGAAGUUCCGCAAGGGCGAUAAAGUAGCAGCGUUCCACGAGAUGAUGAGUCCUCAUGGAAGUUAUGCGGAAUACGCCAUUGCAUGGGAGCACACCACCUUCCACCUCACCGAGAAGACUAGCUUUGAGGAGGCUGCCACCAUCCCUCUCGCGGGUAUGACUGCAGCGUUGGGCUUGUACCAAGAGCUCAAACUCCCUCUUCCCUGGAGCCCAGCGGAGAAGCCCACUCCUCUUGUUAUCUACGGUGGCGCCAGCGCAGUAGGUGCAUUCGCCAUCAAAUUUGCCAAGCUCUCAAACAUCCACCCGAUCAUUGCGGUGGCAGGCAAGGCCGCGCCCUUUGUCGAGGGUCUUCUUGAUUCAUCAAAGGGAGACACCAUCGUCGACUACCGUGAAGGCGACGAGGCUGUUCGCUCGAAGAUCAGAGCUGCUGCCAAGGGUUUGCCGGUGCACUACGCCUAUGAUGCUGUGUCUGAAAAGGGAAGCUACGCUAACUUGGGCGCUGCAUUGACCAAACCUGGAGUCAUUACGACUGUGUUGCCUACCGAGAGUGACGAGGCCGCGGACGGCAUUGCAAUUCGUCGCACGAUGGUCGGGUCUGUUCAUAUGCCUCCCGCGGAGGGAAAGACUUUGGGUGAUAAGGAGUUUGGAGCUGCAUUCUUCCAGUUUAUUGGACGUGGAUUGGCGCAGGGUUGGUUCUCUGGACACCCGUAUGAAGUGCGAAAGGGUGGACUUGGUGGUGUUGAGGGAGCAUUGAAAGAUUUGGAGGCUGGAAAGGCGUCUGCCAUUAAAUAUGUUAUGAGGAUUGCAGAGACAGAAGGUGUCCUGCAGUAA